AUGGCUUUGCAGCAGCAGAAAUUGAAAGAAACCUUUGGUGAAGUUUUAGGUUUCAUAAGGCAGCUAAAUCUGCCGUUUUUUGGAGGAGGGAAACCUAAGGCUGCCACGUAUAUUGUAGUUUGGGGCGACGGUCUUGUUUUAAGGCUGUCGAUGACUGACAUGGAGUACCAGACAGUUGAGCCGCUUCAUAGACAUGUCAAGGCAGGUCACGGUCGAUGCACAACAUUCCAAAGUUGGGUGCAGCUUGGGGCGAAAUGCAAGGCUCGUGAAGCAAGCCUAAGUACGAGACUCGGGGUUGGAGACACGUGUCGGUGA
Molecule: messenger RNA, 315 nt
Organism: Pochonia chlamydosporia 170
Lineage: Eukaryota; Fungi; Ascomycota; Sordariomycetes; Hypocreales; Clavicipitaceae
Exons: 1
Coding region: 1-315 (104 amino acids)
Source: RefSeq, a predicted model, not a curated record